AUGGCCAAGCCGAAUAAGAAGGGGAAGGGCCCCAAGGGACUCCGUGGUUCCAAAGAUUUUGAUGAAAGUGCCUUGACAAACCUCACCUCAAAACUCGACAAGAACCUGAAGGGAAGUGACAGCAAACGCAAGCAACCGCCUUCCGACGGCUCUCCCAACCAGGACCGCAAGAGGCAGCGUAAUUCCACCAAAGGAUCCUCCAAGCCCUCCGCGGCUCAGGGUGGGAGGAGAGCCGACAAGUCUCUUCUGGAUGAGAUCAGGGCACUUGGCGGUGACGAGGAAGACCUGGCCCUCAUUCAGGACAUUGAUUCAUCCGACGAUGAAGUGGUCAAAGACAGCAACGUGCCCGUCGACAAGAAGCUGAAGGAUGAGCUUGCCGCCUUCUCAAAGAACCUCGGUUUCAGUGACCACCAGCUUAGUGAGGCCGGCGACAGCGAGGAUGAUGCUGGUCAGGAUGAUGAGGAUGGGGAGGAUCAAGCAGAAGAUGAUGAGGAAGAGAAGGGUGACGACCAGCAAGAUGACGAUGACGAAGAAGCUAUCUUUGAACCCAGGGCGGAUUGGCAUGCCGCCAAGCUCCCACAACUACCCGGGCCCUCAAGCGAGAACGUAGGCCCGUACGCGGGAGCCGUCGAGGCUCUCAAGAUCCAAGCUAAGAAACUUCUUGAGGGCGACGCGGAGAAGUAUAGGACCAGCGUCUUUGCUUCGUCGUCACACAAGUUCCUUGCCACCAUCAUGACAUCUGGUACCCUCAACGAUAAAGUCUCUGCAUUGACUCUUGCCAUCCAAGAGUCGCCGCUUCACAACAUCAGGGCCUUUGAUACUUUGAUGAACCUUGCCUCAAAAAAGAGCAGGGCUCAGGCCAUCGGCGCCAUUGGCGCCAUCGUCGAUAUGCUGGGCCCCGGUGUCGUCCUGCCUGCGAACCGCAGGCUCCGCUCCUUCCAGACCCAGCCUGGCCUGAUUGGCACCCUGCAGAAGACGUCUACCAAGUCGUGGAGUCCCGAACAGCCUCUUCCCGGCAGGAUCAUUCCCAGGCAAUUGAUUAGCUGGGCAUACGAGGACUGGCUCAAGGAUACCUACUUUAAGAUUCUGCAGCUCCUCGAGGCGUGGAGCUCCGAUGAGAUCGAAUACUCGCGCUCGAGGGCCCUCGACUUCAUCUACGGACUUCUCAAGGAGAAGCCUGAGCAGGAAGCCAACCUUCUCAGACUUCUUGUGAAUAAGCUCGGUGAUCGCGACCGCAAGAUUGCGUCCCGCACCUCGUACCUCCUCUUGCAGCUUCAGACAUCGCACCCCGGCAUGAAGCCCAUCAUCAUUCGCACAGUCGAGCAGGAGAUUCUGCUUCACCCUUCCCAGGACCACCGAUCAAAGUACUACGCCAUCAACACUCUUAACCAGACCAUCCUGAGUGCAAGGGAACCAAACAUUGCCGAGCACCUCAUGCAGGUGUACUUUGACCUCUUUGUCACCCUACUCAAGGCCGGCAGCCUCGGCAUCUCGCUCCAGAAGGAUCAGGAUGACCCCGCUGGCGCUAAGAAUGAAAUGCGAGCGAUGUCAGCAAAACCCGGAAAGGGCCCUCAACCGGAAGGGAAGUCGAAGCCGUCUGAGCAGGAGAUUGAAGCGGCCGACAAGUUGGUGUCUGCCAUCCUCACUGGCGUCAACCGUGCCGCACCAUUUGUUGGCGCAAACGAUACGAUCAUGGAGAAGCACAUGGACACCUUGUUCAAGAUCGCACACUCGACAAAUUUCAACACGGGCAUCCAGGCUUUGCUGUUGAUCCAGCACCUCUCGACGGUCAGGAGCCUGGGUACCGACCGAUUCUACAGGACACUCUACGAGUCUCUGUUGGACCCGCGCCUGGUUACAUCGUCGAAGCAGGCCUUGUAUCUCAACCUUGUUCUGCGUGCCCUCAAAAACGACCUGGAUGUGCGACGUGUCAAGGCGUUUGUCAAGCGCAUGCUCCAGAUCACUCACCUCCACCAGCCUCCCUUCAUCUGCGGUCUUCUCUAUGUGGUGGCGCACCUGAGGCGAACAUUCCCCGACCUGGACACACUGAUACAAGAUCCCGAGGAGUCCAUCUUUGAUGACGAACCUGCCGACCAACGACCAGUCUACGACGGUCGCAAGAGAGACCCGGAGCACAGCAAUGCCCAGCGGAGUUGCCUCUGGGAAUUGCUGCCACUCCAGGCCCAUUUCCACCCUUCUGUGGCCGUUUUUGCUCUCGCAUUGACGGACAAGACGCGCGAAGUUACCAAGCCCGAUAUUGACAGCCACUCCCUCAUCAAAUUCCUGGACAAAUUUGUGUACAAGGAGCCCAAGGCCAACGAGUCGUCACGUGGUGUAUCAAUCAUGCAGCCCCUCAAGGCCACUCGGGACGAGGGCGACAUCUGGCUUGGACGCCGUGGUGCCGCCUCGGCCGUCACGUCGGUCAACUCAAACGCCUUCAAAGGCAAGAAGCCGGACGAGGUGUCUGCAGAGGAUGUCUUCUUCCACAAGUACUUCCAGCACGCUUCCAAGGAGCCCCGCAAGGCGGCUUCCAAGGUCGCCGGUGACGAGGACGAGGACGAGGACGAGGACGAGAUCUGGAAGGCUCUGGUCUCCUCGCGACCCGACGUGGAUGGCGAUGCCGACUCUGAGGGCUUCUCCGAUCUGGACGCGGAUGACAUGGCCUCUGAUGACGACGAAAGCCAAGAUGACGAAGUCGAAGAUGACGAGCCAGUCGACAUCGAGGGCGACUCCGAUGAUCAGGGCCUGGUAGCUGCCCUGGAGGAGGACGAGGAAAGCGAGGUGGACGAGGCCAAGGAGAGGAGGGAUAAGCGCAAGGCUCAUCGCAAAGAGAUUAAGGCACUCCCCAUGUUUGCUUCGGUAGACGACUACGCACAGCUACUAGCGCAGGACGAGGACGAGGAGUUUUAG
This is a messenger RNA of Geosmithia morbida, 2910 nucleotides long. Its product is annotated as ribosome biogenesis protein MAK21. Gene Ontology annotation, cellular component: nucleus. NCBI's taxonomy places the organism in Eukaryota, Fungi, Ascomycota, Sordariomycetes, Hypocreales, Bionectriaceae. The transcript is spliced from 4 exons. The record is from RefSeq and is a predicted model, not a curated record. Bases 1 to 2910 code for a protein of 969 amino acids.